Messenger RNA from Saxophila tyrrhenica, 1953 nucleotides. RefSeq lists its product as uncharacterized. Gene Ontology annotation, biological process: proteolysis. The transcript is spliced from 2 exons. Lineage: Eukaryota; Fungi; Ascomycota; Dothideomycetes; Mycosphaerellales; Extremaceae. Gene Ontology annotation, molecular function: tripeptidyl-peptidase activity; serine-type endopeptidase activity. The coding region runs from base 1 to 1953 and encodes 650 amino acids. The record is from RefSeq and is a predicted model, not a curated record.
AUGUUCUUUACACUCGUUACAGCUGCACUUGCAGCGUCUACCGUUUUCGCUUCUCCUAUUGCCAAUACCAAGGUCGUUCACGAGAAGAGGGAUGUUCUUCCCAGCGGCUGGAACAAGCGCAGCGAGCUCCACAGACGGGCCAUCCUGCCGAUGAGGAUUGCUCUCGCUCAGAACAACCUUGAGAAGGGCGGCGACUGGCUGCACGAAGUUUCUGACCCCGAAUCCGACCGCUACGGCAAGCACUGGUCGGCCAAGGAGAUCGCUGAAGCCUUCGCGCCCAGCGACGACACCGUCAGCGCUGUCAAGAGCUGGCUGGCAUCCCACGGCAUCGGCAACGAUCGCAUCAAGCACGGUCAGAGCAUGGGUUUCCUACAGUUCGAUGCUUCUGUCGACGAGGCCGAGAACCUCCUCAACACUAAGUACAACGUUUACCAGCACACCGACAGCAAGCAAUCGCACGUUGCUUGCGAGGAAUACAGCAUCCCAGCCGAACUCUCCGAGCACGUCGAUUUCAUCACUCCCACCGUCCACUUCGAUGCUCCGAUCAAGAGGCACGACAAGCGCGAGCCGAUGGAGAAGCGUGCCAUCAGCCCUGGCGUCGAGAAGGGUCUCGGUGAGCCCGGCUCGCCAUCCCUUCCUAAGCUUGGUGCUACGAUGAAUGGUGCCGACAUUCUGGGAAGACUGAAGAACUGCAACACGCAGAUCACGCCCGACUGCCUCCGAGCACUGUACGACUUCCAGCACGGCCACCUCGCGCUGAAGAAGAAUGCCUACGGUAUCGUUGAGUACACCCCACAGGCAUAUGUGCCAAGUGAUCUGGACCUUUUCUUCCGCCAGUUCGCGAAGAAGGCUGUUGGCGAGCGGCCCGUGCUGGACUCUAUCGACGGUGGUGUGGUCCAGCAGACUAACAUGUCGUUUGGUUUUAACGGCGAGUCUGAUCUUGACUUGGAGUACGCUAUGAGCUUGGUCUACCCGCAGAACGUCGUUCUGUACCAGGUUGGUGAUCUUGUCGAGGGCGCUUCCUUCAACAACUUCCUUGAUGCCAUCGAUGGGUCCUACUGCACCUUCCGAGGAGGUGACAGCCAGCGCUUCGAUGCCGUGUACCCGGACCCCUACGGCGGCUACCAGGGCCCGCAGAACUGUGGUGGGUUCGCCGCCACGAAAGUCAUCAGCACAUCCUACUCCUACAACGAACACGACCUCACCCCCAUCUACGAACGCCGCCAAUGCGCCGAAUACCUCAAGCUCGGCCUCAUGGGCGUCAGCGUCCUCUACUCCAGCGGCGACUACGGCGUCGCCGGCAACGGCGGCCAAUGCAUCAACCCGGACGGCACCUACAACAACGGCAACAGCGGACGCUUCAACCCUUCCUUCCCGGGCUCCUGCCCCUGGAUCACCUCCGUCGGCGCCACGCAGGUGAAACCGCACAUCUCGCUGCCCAACGCGCUGGCCUCGGGCACAGAGCCGGAGAAGGCUUGUGAGACGGUGAUUUACUCCGGCGGAGGCUUUAGCAACGUCUUCCCACUCCCUGGGUAUCAGCGGAAGGAAGUCACUUCGUAUUUCGCGAACAACAUGCCCCCGUACACCAGCGCGCAGUACAACAACAGCCAGGAGACGCGCGGGAUCCCGGACAUCAGCGCGAACGGCGCUAAUUACGUCGUCGCUGUUGAUGGGCAGUUCGCCAAGGUCUACGGGACGUCUGCGUCGAGCCCGACGUUGGGGGCGAUUUUGACGCUGAUCAAUGAGGAGCGGUUUUCGAGGGGGUUGAGCAGUAUUGGGUUUGUUAACCCGGUGGCGUAUAAGAACCCGGGUGUGUUUAAUGAUAUUACGGCGGGCAGCAACCCUGGGUGUGGGACGGAUGGGUUUCAGGCGGUGCCGGGGUGGGACCCGGUGACUGGGCUUGGGACGCCGAAUUAUCCGAAGAUGUUGAAGUUGUGGUUGUCGUUGGGUUAA